CGAAUCCGCAAUAAAUUCACUCGAAGGGCUCCUCGCUCUCUCCUCCAAACUUCAGCCCCCAACAUGUGGAGGGAGCGCGCGAAGACGAAGGCGGCGGCGCUGCUGGCGGCAAAACGAUGGCGACGUCAGCCUCCGAAAACCCUAAUCACAACGCCGGUGGAGAUCAGAACUCUCUCAUCGUUCACCGCCUCUUCUCGAAACUUCCCGGGGACGCCAGCUUUCUCAUCGCGUCGCCUCUCUCUCAAACCCUUCUCUUCUAUCAACCUCGACAGCCAUCGAGAAAGAGAAGGAAUUGCGGAAACUGAAGAGGAGGAAGAGGAGAGCGGCGAUUGGGAAGAGGAGGAAGAGGCUGAUGAGCCCGAGAUUGGAGAUGGAGGAGAUGGAGGCGGAAUUGUGCUGAGAGAUGUGCCAUGGGGUGAAAGGGUACUUUCUGUUGCUCGUGAGGUUGUGCUUCAAUUGGGUGAUGAUAUUGAUUUGCACGCAUUUAAGGUUUCGCCAAAAGGGUACAUUUACUUGCGAUUAGACAAGCUCACUCACAAAUAUGGGUGCCCUAGCAUGGACGAAAUUGAAAGCUUCAGCCGUGCUUACAAGAGAAGACUGGAUGAGAUCGGAGAGCUCGGAGAGAUACCCGAUGAUUUGGGUCUACAGGUUUCAUCUCCGGGAGCAGAGCGGCUACUGAGAACACCUGAUGAUCUUGAUCGCUUUAAAGAUAUGCCAAUGUUGGUUUCAUACGUCGAAGACAAAACGGACACCAAUAACCAAAACCACACCGAAAAGGUUUUAGUCCUCGACUCAGUUGACACGGAGUCGCAACAAUGUACUUGGAAGCUCGCGAAUGUAAGAGAAAACAGAGACGCUCAGAAUAAAGGAAGACCAUUGAGCAGGAAACAGAAAGACUGGAGACUGACACUCUCCUUUGAGUCCAUAAAGAGAGUAAACUUGUACUUAGAUUCCAAAGCAAAGUAACCAAAUUACAUGUACCUCACCUCACAACACCACUCUUAUUACGGCUAAUCGCAGAUAAUUGCAGA
Messenger RNA from Asparagus officinalis (garden asparagus), 1031 nucleotides. RefSeq lists its product as uncharacterized. NCBI's taxonomy places the organism in Eukaryota, Viridiplantae, Streptophyta, Magnoliopsida, Asparagales, Asparagaceae. Bases 64 to 966 code for a protein of 300 amino acids. The record is from RefSeq and is a predicted model, not a curated record. The transcript is spliced from 5 exons. Gene Ontology annotation, biological process: ribosomal small subunit biogenesis.